AUGUGUGAGCAGGCAGCGCGCUACUGUAGGGACGGAGUCCACAAACUGCUGAACAAAGAACAAGCCCAACUUCGAGCCCAGGAAAGCCGCGAGCAGCCGAUCCCCGUAGCCGGUCAGGACAGCGAGUCCGCGACGGCAGCGCAGUCCGGAAACAGCGGCGCCCAGCCCGGUGGAAUCGACGGGCUCGUCCGCUGGAUCGUCACCAAAAUGAGCGACAACAAGAACAUCUCCAGCCGGGAGUACGCCUCCAGCAAGGAGGACGUGGCCGUGGCUCAGGAGCAGUUCUUCACCCCGGAGCCGCGCAGAGGCAUCUCCGUGAUUUUGGAUAUAUUCAGAAGAGCCGACAAAGACGAUGAUGGUAAGCUGUCUCUGGAUGAGUUCCAGGCUUUCUUCUCUGACGGCACGCUGAACGAGGAGGAGCUGGAGAAGCUGUUUCACACCAUCGACUCUGACAACACCAGUAAUGUUGACACUAAGGAACUCUGUGACUACUUUGCCAAGCACAUGGGCGACUAUGAGGGCGUCCUGGCCUCGCUGGAGACCCUCAACCUGUCCAUCCUCAAAGCCAUGGACUUCACCAAGAAGGUUUACGAGGGUGGAACCAACGUGGAGCAGUUUGUGACCCGGUUCCUCCUGAAGGAGUCGGCCAAUCAGAUCCAGUCUCUUCUGAGCUCCGUGGAGAGUGCCGUGGACGCUAUUGACGAGCAGCACAGCCAAUCAGGUCACCUCCCUGCCAAGGGGAGUCCACGGAGGUCAGAGAGGCGCAACGAGAACGCCGUCCCUGACUAUCCCCCCAACAACAGAGUCAGCGCCAGAACCAUCAACACGGCCUCAGGUGCAGUGGAGGUGAGGAAAGAAGGCCUGGACUCUCAGAUCAACCGCCUGGCCGAACUGAUUGGACGCCUGGAGAAUAAGACCGUCUGGUUUGAUCUGCACCAGAGGCUAACAGACACAGAUGGCACCACCAGCGCAUCCUUGCUGCUGAUUCGUCAGGAGAUGGUGGUCUCCCAGAAGAAGCUUGGCGACUUCUGCGAGGCUCUGAAGCAAUACCUGAAGAACGUGUCCACUCAGAGGGACUGCUUUCAUGUGACAGCCGUGCGCCUGCCGGACGGUCUCUCCUUUGUCGUCUACGAGUUCUGGGAUGGAGAAGAGGAGUGGAAGAGGCACCUCCAGUCGGCCCCCAACAAAGCCUUUCAGCACGUGAAGGUGGACACGCUGUGCCAGCCGGAGGCCAUGUCCUCCGUCGCCGUGCCAGCCGCCUGGUGCAGUGUGAACCGGGACUGAGCAUGAAGAGAUUCAACGACACGCCACGACUCCUGAACACUCCCCUCAUCCUCUCGAACUACACCCCUCCAUCCCUAAGAAAACCCUUCCCCCCUCUCCCCUGCGUGUCCCCCCCCCCCUCCCUCUCCUCUUCAACCCUCACAUUCCUCAACU
Pseudoliparis swirei is the source of this 1437-nucleotide messenger RNA. RefSeq names its product N-terminal EF-hand calcium binding protein 2 (gene necab2). The coding region runs from base 1 to 1284 and encodes 427 amino acids. The transcript is spliced from 13 exons. The record is from RefSeq and is a predicted model, not a curated record. Gene Ontology annotation, molecular function: calcium ion binding. Gene Ontology annotation, cellular component: cytoplasm. Gene Ontology annotation, biological process: regulation of amyloid precursor protein biosynthetic process. Lineage: Eukaryota; Metazoa; Chordata; Actinopteri; Perciformes; Liparidae.